GAGUUCGUGUGUCUGUUGUGCGUUUGUUGUGCGUGAGCGUGUGAUGGCAUGUGAGAUAUUGCCUGUGAAUGUGAGUGGUUUUUUUUUUGUGUGUGUGUUUGUAUUGUUGUUGUGCGCGCGUGUGUUCCAGUGAUGAUGCGAGGAGGAGUCCAGAUUCCCACCCCAACAGGCGCGCCCCCCUCACGAAGCAGCCGAGGAUGUUGGUUUUGGAAGAGCCGCCGGCACCAUGAAGAGACGUGCGCCGGGUGGAGGCGGGGUCUCCAAAAACUCCAACAACAACGAGCUCUUGCUCCUUCACGACGAGUCCCCAGAACCUUUGGGCAACGUCGGCGCAGGGUCGCCUCGGCUUUUCCGUAGGGAUGCCCGGCGGGACUCGGCGGCACCGGAGGCUGCCGCGCUAGGACGCGAAGCCGGCGGGAUGAUCUGCAACAAGAACGGAGACUGUCGGAGGGAGCCCACCAGCUCGGGGAGUCUCUCCUCGCUCAUAUCCCGGCAAGAGGAGCACGCCGAUGGGGGAGUAGAAGCGGCCGAGGGCGGCGGCAGGAAGGCUGCGAGCAUGGAGGCGGUGUCGGAGGGACCCGGGGCCGAGGUCAAGAGCCCCGCGGGGGCGGAGAAGAAGGACUCCCGGGUGUCUUUCUCCAACGCGCCCGGCGGGAGAGGGCUGCACACCCCGACUCAGCCGUCCAGGAAGUCGUCCACGAAGGCGGGGGCGGAGGACUGCUCCCUGAUCGUGGCCGACGACGGCGAGUCCGCCCGGGGCCAGACGUACAUGCAGCGGCAGUUCAGCUCCAUGCUGCAGCCCGGGGUCAACAAGUUCUCCCUGCGGAUGUUCGGCAGCCAGAAGGCGGUCGAGAAGGAGCAGGAGAGGGUCAAGUCGGCGGGGAACUGGAUCAUACACCCGUACAGUGACUUCAGGUUCUACUGGGAUUUCACCAUGCUCCUGUUCAUGGUGGGCAACCUCAUCAUCAUCCCCGUGGGCAUCACCUUCUUCAAGGACGAGACCACCACGCCGUGGAUCAUCUUCAACGUGGUGUCGGACACCUUCUUCCUCAUGGACCUGGUGCUCAACUUCCGCACGGGCAUCGUUUUCGAGGACAACACCGAGAUCAUCCUGGAGCCCAAGAAGAUCAAGCGGAAGUACCUCCAGAGCUGGUUCGUGGUGGACUUUGUCUCCUCCAUCCCGGUGGAUUACAUCUUCCUCAUCGUGGAGAAGGGCAUCGACUCGGAGGUGUACAAAACGGCGCGGGCGCUCCGCAUCGUGCGCUUCACCAAAAUCCUCAGUCUGCUGCGCCUGCUCCGCCUCUCCAGACUCAUCCGUUACAUCCACCAGUGGGAGGAGAUCUUCCACAUGACCUACGACCUGGCGAGCGCCGUGAUGCGAAUCUUCAACCUGAUCGGCAUGAUGCUGCUGCUGUGCCACUGGGAUGGCUGCCUGCAGUUCCUGGUUCCCAUGCUGCAGGACUUCCCCUCCGACUGCUGGGUGUCGCUCAACAAGAUGGUAAACGACACGUGGAGCGAGCUCUACUCCUUCGCUCUCUUCAAGGCCAUGAGUCACAUGCUGUGCAUCGGCUACGGACGCCAAGCCCCCGAGAGCAUGUCGGACAUCUGGCUGACCAUGCUCAGCAUGAUCGUCGGGGCCACCUGCUACGCCAUGUUCAUCGGCCACGCCACCGCACUUAUCCAGUCUCUGGACUCGUCCAGGCGCCAGUACCAGGAGAAGUACAAACAAGUGGAGCAGUACAUGUCGUUCCACAAGCUGCCGGCGGACUUCCGGCAGAAGAUCCACGACUACUACGAGCACAGGUACCAGGGCAAGAUGUUUGAUGAGGAGAGCAUCCUGGAGGAGCUUAAUGAGCCUCUCAGAGAGGAAAUCGUCAACUUCAACUGCCGCAAGCUGGUGGCGUCCAUGCCGCUGUUCGCCAACGCCGACCCCAACUUCGUGACGGCCAUGCUGACCAAGCUCCGGUUCGAGGUCUUCCAGCCGGCCGACUACGUGGUACGCGAGGGCACCGUGGGCAAGAAGAUGUACUUCAUCCAGCACGGCGUGCUCACCGUGCUCACCAAAGGCAGCGUGGGCAUGAAGCUGGUCGACGGAUCCUACUUCGGAGAGAUCUGCCUGCUGACCCGCGGCCGGCGCACGGCCAGCGUGCGGUCGGACACGUACUGCCGCCUGUACUCGCUCUCGGUGGACAACUUCAACGAGGUCCUGGAGGAGUACCCCAUGAUGAGGCGCGCCUUCGAGACGGUCGCCAUCGACAGGCUGGACAGGAUAGGCAAGAAGAACUCGAUCCUGAUGCACAAAGUUCAGCACGAUCUCAACUCGGGGGUGUUCAACAACCGCGAGAACGAGAUGAUCCAGGAGAUCGUCAAAUACGACCGCGAGAUGGUUCAACGGGUGGACGUGCCGCGGCAGCCGCAGCCCUUGUCCGCGACGCCGCCUCCGCACAGCGGGAUUUUUACCCCGCCGGGCUCCUCUCAACAGCCCCAAAGUUCCGCUGUCGCCAACUUGCAGCAGGCUGUCGCCAUGAGCCUUUGCCCGCCCGCGCAAGGGAACGCUGUGGGGCCCGGUCCGUUGCAGUCCCCCAGGAUGGUGAGGAGAUUCCAAGUGUUGCAGAAUAUAUCCAGCCCGGCCUCGCCGUUGCAGUCGCAACUCCUUGCUACUGGUGGUUUUGCGCCGGUCCUGUCCAGCCCCCCUUUCCAGAGCCCUCGUUCCUUACCAUACGGAUCGAGCGUCCUGAGUGCCCCCGCCGCGGGAUCCCAGCUGUCUUUAGUCCACCAACACACAGCAAGUCCUGCGCACCACCUCAGCACGCGUAAGAGCACCCAUUCCUUGCCAAUGGAGAGCCUCAGCCAGGACACCAGGGCGCUGUCGGCCUCACAGCCAUCGUUGCCGCAUGAAGGGAUUCACCCGGGAGCCCCCAGUCCAACCCCAUCCGCCCGUGUCUCCUCUACUUCCAUCGGACCCACCCAGACCCCUUCGGGCCAUGCGGGGGUCUGCAGCGCCAUACCGCACAGGAUUGUGCUGCCCCACCAGAUGUCAGCGGGAGCCUUCGGCACAGGUACGGCGUUCGCGUUGGGAACUCCAGUCGGGGACUUGGUCCGACCCAAGAAGGACUCCAUCUCGAGCCUUCCGGAGAAGGAGCAGAUUAAGGUCCGAUCCCGUUUAUCCUCGAACUUGUGAUUGGGACUUGAGUUUAUGAGGGGCUCGACAUGAACACGAUGGAGCUACGGUACUCCAGUCGGAAAUGAGGGUCUGGCAGAAGUAUACUCUGAUGCAGAAGUUGACUUUGGACUCUUCUCCAAUGAGUUACAAGUAAAUGCACAGAAUCGUAGCAUAGCGUAGUAGCAACCUCCCAAAUUUGCCUCAUUUGUACACCGUAGUUUACAAUAUAUGCCUACUACCUUUGUACUCACUUUGUUCGACUGAGGACUCCAAUAAGAACAAGAACCGGAACCUGCUUCUGAGCUUCUGCUUCACCACGCUAGCUUUAAUCGACACGGGAUGUAUCGGGAUGUAACUCUUUGCAUCUAUUGUACAAGUCGGUCCUCUUGGCUCUCGGUCUCUUUUUCACCACUUGAUGAUUGAUUUUUGGUAUCACAGUGGUACCUUAAUUUGGAUUCUUUCCAUGACUCGUCUUGGAAAUCAGUUUCAUCUGAUUUCUAAUUGUGAGGGAGUCGCGUGAGGCUUGGCGGCUGUUGGGAGGUUCUGGACCGCGCAACCGGAGUGCCCGGAGAAAACCCACACAGGCACGGGGGGAGGCUGAAUUUGCUUGUACCUUCAAUUUUGCACAAAAACAAACAAACAUUGACCAAAACACAGCUCCUUUAUUCCUUAGGCGAGAGGCGGGGUGCACCCAAGACGAAGGCUCGAACCAAUCACAGGAUGUAGCUCUUAAACCAUUACGCCAUUUUCUGUAGUGUUUCGCCUGUUCAGGCGAACUGGGACCUGGAACUUAUCCCAGCUGACUUAAGACAAAAAGGCGGACUACGACCAGACAGGUUCACACUCACAUUUACAACCUCAGAGUGAGAAGUCAAGCAAGUGUACCAUCGGUGACUGUGGUUGUUUUGUUUUCAAACCACGGUGGACCCUCUAACGUUGAACACCGUUGAGAUCAACAAUGCGGCUUUUACCCACAUUUUUUACCCAACCGAUUGCGACGCGCAUCAUUAAAAAUGUAAGUCCGAGUCGUCCCUGGGUUAAAAUGGCUCCACUCCAUAGAGUUAGGGUUGGGGUUAAAGAGCGCGACGUAAACGGAUCACCAGCCGAGGACUGCUCGCCCCGUGCCGUUAACGCCUCGGGAAGAGUUCGAGGGACGUCAACGAUUUUGUGUCCGAGAAACGUUUCGGUGGGCGUCUGAGCUUCUGGCUCCCUGCUCGCGGUGUGACGUCGCAUCCCGUUCGGCUCGUGUCCUAACCGCGCCGGCGCCAUUACUGGCUAACGACAGCGGAAAAUGGAACCUCUCGGGUCUCUUUGGGACUCUUAUUAUUCUCCUUCUGUUUCAUUUCAUUAUUCUGUACCAAUAACUAUUUCUUUCCCCAGCUGAUGAUGACUAAGAUGAUGAUGACACUUUCAUUUUGUUCACCUUGCGUAGCUGGAGUGUUUUCAAAGUGCAGUUGUUUUAUUUUAAGCAGCGUUUUUCAGGUCAGUUCUGUUUUUUUUUUUUUUUGUCUAUAACCAUGGGAAGCAAAUUUCUGGGCGCUUCAAAGGAUUCCCGAUUUAACCAUGUGUCCGCCGCCGUUUUGUCACAAUUCAUUAUCGUCAGUAACAUUUAAAGACGACUCUAAACUGUCCGUAGGUGUGAAUGUGCGUGCUGAUGCUUGUUUGUCGCCGCGCACCCUGCGAUGGAGUGGACGCUGACGAUUGCUCAGCAGCAGCACACCGAAUGAGGGGCGAAAAACAAACCAAAUCUGACAUCCAUCUUAUCCCGAGAAGGGUCGCAGGGGGUCAACGAGCAGGAGACGGGGUACACCCUGAACUGGUCGCCAGCCAAUCCAGGGCACAUGGAGACAAACAGCCGCACUCGCAAUCACACCUAGGGGCAAUUUAGUGAUCUGUUACCGUUCAUCGUGUCUGCUUACCUCCCGUUUCUACUUCAAAUCUAUCCAUCCAUUUUCUUUGCCGCUUAUCCUCACAAGGGUCGCAGGGAGUGCUGGAGUACACCCUGAACUGGUUGCCAGCCAAUCCCAGGGCACAUGGAGACGAACGGCCGCACUCACAAUCACACCUAGCGUCAAUUUAGUGUCCAAUUAAUGUUGUAUGUUUUUUGGGGGUGGGAGGAAACCCACGCAGGCACGGGGGAGAACAUGCAAACUCCACACAGGUGGGUCCGGGAUCGAACCCGGGUCCUCAGGACUGUGAAGGCAACGCUUUCCAGCGGAUCCACCGUGACGCCAUCCCAAAUCUGAUGAACUUGAGCCACUGAGAACUCGAGUGGGCUAACUCCAUGUGUAGUUUUUAGAUUAAUUACAGAUAUGAAUAGAGGGAAGGCAUAUUGUUCAGAUAAAUGCUGGUCUUCAGCACUUAUCCUGAUUCUUCAGAGGAAAACUGGGCCAACUCCAAUUCCCAAGAUGGCCACACCCAUGAGGCCAGGCUUCAUCCCAGGAAGUUAAGGGUUAAGUGUGAUCCCUAUAAACAUUAUAUCAGCGAGAGAGAGAGAGAGAGAGCGCGUCAUCCACACGCAAAGUUGCAGAAGUCUCAUCCGACAUUCAUGUGGUAGCCAUAUUGGCUGCAUCUUCUGUCCGUGACAUCACACCGGGACGUUUGCCAUUGAAAACGCGCUGUGCCACCUGUGCAGAGACGAACAAUGAAGAUAUUCGGGUUUCUCUGACGCCCCUUCUGACACGGAAGCUCUUUUAGAAGAAGAGAACGUUUCACAACCGAGUGAAGUGACCGGGGCAGUAUUACCCUAUUGUUUCGAGCCAUAUUUAGAUGAUAUGCGGAUCAGGGCCAAAUCGCACGCUGCCAAACCACCGCCCCGCCCAAUCCACCUCCACAGCGGCGAUGACGACGCUCCGGCCAAACCGCCUCCCCGUCCGAUCCACCUCCACGGCGGUGAUAAACAAUGCCGCUCCAAACUGGUAGAAAUCCACCAGGUUUUAUUAAAACCAUAAAACUUUAAAUAACUCCUGAAAAAUGAUAACAAUGGAGUAAGCAUAAUCGAGUUUUUAGUGGCUCAGUUGUGAUAUAAAACCAAAUCGAAAGAUCAGUUGACCCAUUUUGUUUUUUUUUUGACUACACACUGUACAAGGAGAAAUCAUUGCAUAUAUGAAAUAUUUAUUACAGCACAUUUGUCAUCCUGUGAAGGCAAAGAAAUUGAGGAACACUGAAUUGGACCCCAUGCGAUUUUUUUCCUCUCACCUGAAAGUUAUGAACAUUUUUUACAUUAAUUUUUGUAAUAUUACAUUACUCAUAAUUUUUUUUGUAAUAUUUUUACUUUGCGCUCCUAAAAUCUCAACUUUUCCCCAUAUUUUUGUGAGUGUCACCACUUUAUUGUUUUAAAAUUACAUCAUGAUAGAAAAAAAAAAAAAUCCCCUCUCCCACCCGCGCCAACCUCUUAAAAUGAUUUUGGGAAAGCCUUCUAAGUUUUAGUUUCAUAUGACCUGAUUUAAGAAAAUUGCAAAAUUUAAAAUAUAAACAGAAAAAUUUGUUUCCAUUUUUUCCCUUUUCUACAGCAGCAAUAGAACAACAACAAAAUGCAAAUGUUGGACAAACGUCAGCGAGGCAUUGCGAUGUCGCAUCUUACAUACGAGGACCUUUCUUAUUGCUGUAAUUUUUUUUCCUUGACACUUUGAUUAUUGUAUACUUUUUGCAUUUAUCUACCGUGCAGUCCCAUAAUGAAUUGUGCAUAAUACCGACAUUAUACUGUCCACAUAAUGUAUUCUUUGUGUGUUUGGCUGUAGAAUAUUAGCAGCAUUGUCCCUUAUAUUUCAUAUAUCAGUGCAAUAGAAUAAGAAUCAAAUAUAACCGAGUCCAUUAAUUGUGAUAUCCAACGCUUCCUUUUUUCCUGGAACCCGAUUACGCAUGUCGAAAAAGCACAAAAAAUGUCA
Messenger RNA from Syngnathoides biaculeatus (alligator pipefish), 7050 nucleotides. It is a transcript of the gene hcn2b, whose product is annotated as hyperpolarization activated cyclic nucleotide-gated potassium channel 2b. The coding region runs from base 227 to 3181 and encodes 984 amino acids. The transcript has 8 exons. Gene Ontology annotation, biological process: transmembrane transport; potassium ion transport. Gene Ontology annotation, molecular function: voltage-gated potassium channel activity. The record is from RefSeq and is a predicted model, not a curated record. Lineage: Eukaryota; Metazoa; Chordata; Actinopteri; Syngnathiformes; Syngnathidae. Gene Ontology annotation, cellular component: membrane.